Messenger RNA from Telopea speciosissima, 4102 nucleotides. RefSeq names its product ubiquitin C-terminal hydrolase 13. The record is from RefSeq and is a predicted model, not a curated record. Gene Ontology annotation, cellular component: nucleus; cytosol. Lineage: Eukaryota; Viridiplantae; Streptophyta; Magnoliopsida; Proteales; Proteaceae. The transcript is spliced from 32 exons. Gene Ontology annotation, biological process: protein deubiquitination; regulation of protein stability. Gene Ontology annotation, molecular function: cysteine-type endopeptidase activity; protein binding; cysteine-type deubiquitinase activity. Bases 176 to 3526 code for a protein of 1116 amino acids.
CCCUCCUCGAAAUAAUUCCCAAGGCCAUUUUCCGGAACCAGUUUUCGGUAGUCUCUCGUUGCAGAGUCUCCUCUCCUUUCUGUCUCUUUUUCUCUCUUUCUCUGUUUGUCUCUGCAGUUCAUCGUCCUCCGCCGUUCACGGAUUCUUCGAUCGGACGAAACAUCAAUCACAAUCCAUGACUAUGAUGACCCCGCCGCCGCUAGAUCAGGAAGACGACGAGAUGUUGGUCCCUCAUUCGGAUUUCACCGAAGGUCCCCAGCCAAUGGAAGUAGUUGCGCAAGCGGAGACUGCAAGUACGGUUGAAAACCAGCCAGUGGAGGAUCCUCCAUCGUCGAGAUUCACGUGGACAAUAGACAACUUUACUAGGUUGAACACCAAGAAACACUACUCUGAUGUUUUCUUUGUUGGGGGUUUUAAAUGGCGGGUGCUCAUUUUUCCAAAAGGAAACAACGUGGACCAUUUGUCCAUGUAUCUAGAUGUUGCAGAUUCGGCAAAUUUGCCUUACGGAUGGAGUAGAUAUGCUCAAUUCAGCUUGGCUGUGGUUAAUCAAAUUCAUAGCAAAUACACAGUUAGAAAAGAUACACAGCACCAAUUCAAUGCUCGAGAGAGUGACUGGGGUUUUACGUCGUUCAUGCCUCUCAGUGAACUAUAUGACCCUGGUAGAGGAUAUCUUGUGAAUGACACAGUAAUAGUUGAAGCUGAGGUUGCUGUCCGGAGGGUUGUGGAUUAUUGGACAUAUGACUCGAAAAAGGAAACAGGUUAUGUUGGACUUAAGAACCAAGGAGCAACCUGUUACAUGAAUUCUCUCCUCCAGACUUUGUACCAUAUCCCAUACUUUAGAAAGGCUGUAUACCAUAUGCCAACAACUGAGAAUGAUAUGCCAUCAGGGAGCAUCCCCCUGGCUCUACAGAGCUUAUUCUAUAAGGUUCAGUACAGUGACAACAGUGUUGCGACGAAAGAGCUGACCAAAUCUUUUGGAUGGGACACAUAUGAUUCAUUCAUGCAACAUGAUGUACAGGAACUUAAUAGAGUUCUUUGUGAAAAGCUGGAAGAUAAAAUGAAGGGAACUGUUGUGGAGGGUACAAUACAACAGUUGUUUGAAGGGCACCAUAUGAAUUACAUUGAAUGCAUUAAUGUGGACUACAAGUCUACAAGGAAAGAGUCAUUUUAUGACCUUCAGCUUGAUGUCAAAGGCUGUCGAGAUGUCUAUGCUUCUUUUGACAAGUACGUGGAAGUUGAACGCCUUGAGGGUGAUAACAAAUAUCAUGCUGAGCAACAUGGACUACAGGAUGCUAGGAAGGGUGUCCUGUUCAUUGACUUCCCUCCUGUCCUUCAGCUUCAGCUAAAACGAUUUGAGUAUGAUUUUAUGCGGGACACUAUGGUGAAGAUAAAUGAUCGUUAUGAGUUCCCUUUGCAAUUGGACCUUGAUCGAGAUAAUGGAAAAUAUUUGUCGCCGGAUGCAGAUCGGAGAGUUCGCAACCUUUAUACACUUCACAGUGUUUUGGUUCACAGUGGUGGCGUGCAUGGUGGACAUUAUUAUGCUUUUAUCAGGCCGACCCUAUCUGAUCAAUGGUUCAAGUUUGAUGAUGAACGGGUAACCAAGGAAGAUGUAAAGAGAGCCUUGGAAGAGCAGUAUGGUGGUGAGGAAGAGUUGCCGCAGACAAAUCCUGGCUUCAACAACACUCCAUUUAAAUUUACGAAGUACUCCAAUGCAUACAUGCUUGUGUAUAUACGUGAAAGUGACAAAGAGAAAAUAAUUUGUGAUGUGGAUGAGAAGGACAUAGCUGAACACCUAAGGAUAAGGUUGAAGAAAGAACAGGAAGAAAAGGAGCACAAGAAAAAGGAAAAAGCAGAGGCACACCUUUAUACAAUCAUAAAGGUUGCACGGAAUGAGGAUCUCAUUGAACAGAUUGGGAAGGAUAUUUAUUUUGAUCUUGUGGAUCAUGAUAAAGUCCGGAGCUUCCGUAUUCAAAAACAAAUGCCUUUUAUCCUUUUUAAGGAGGAGGUUGCGAAAGACUUUGGUAUUCCAGUGCAAUAUCAGCGCUUUUGGCUGUGGGCCAAGCGUCAAAACCAUACAUAUCGUCCAAACCGGCCAUUGACUCACCAGGAAGAGCAACAAUCUGUUGGACAGUUGAGGGAGGUUUCAAAUAAAGCUCAUAAUGCAGAACUUAAGUUAUUCUUGGAAGUGGAGCUUGGGCCGGAUUUGCAUUCUAUUCCUCCACCGGACAAGACAAAAGAGGAUAUUCUGCUUUUCUUCAAGCUAUAUGAUGCUGAGAAAGAAGAGCUCCGGUAUGUUGGAAGGCUUUUUGUUAAGGGUAUUGGUAAGCCAGUGGAUAUCCUUACAAAACUAAAUGAAAUGGCUGGCUUUGCCCCCAAUGAAGAAAUUGAGCUCUAUGAGGAAAUUAAGUUUGAGCCUACUGUCAUGUGUGAACAUAUCGACAAGAAACUCACUUUUCGAUCUAGCCAGCUUGAAGAUGGGGACAUAAUUUGUUUUCAAAAGUGUACUCCAGUUGACAGUGAUGAACAAUACCGUUAUCCUGAUGUGCCAUCAUUUUUGGAAUAUGUACACAAUCGCCAGGUGGUUCAUUUCCGAUCUCUAGAGAAACCAAAGGAGGAUGAUUUUUGUCUGGAGCUGUCAAAGCUUUUCACAUAUGAUGAUGUUGUUGAAAGAGUUGCUCGUCAACUUGGUUUGGAUGAUGCAUCCAAAAUUAGGCUCACAUCCCACAAUUGUUACUCUCAGCAGCCUAAACCCCAACCAAUUAAGUACAGGGGGGUGGAGCAUUUAUCAGACAUGCUGGUCCACUACAAUCAGACUUCCGAUAUCUUGUAUUAUGAAGUAUUGGAUAUCCCUCUACCAGAAUUGCAAGGUUUGAAAACUCUAAAAGUUGCUUUCCACUCGGCCGUAAAGGAUGAGGUGGUCAUUCAUAGUAUAAGGCUUCCAAAACAGAGCACAGUAGCGGAUGUAAUUAAUGACCUAAAAACUAAGGUUGAGCUGUCUCAUCCCAAUGCAGAACUCAGAUUGCUUGAAGUUUUCUAUCACAAAAUCUAUAAGAUCUUUCCUCCAAGUGAAAAGAUAGAGAACAUAAAUGAUCAAUACUGGACACUGCGAGCUGAGGAGAUUCCCGAAGAAGAGAAAAACCUUGGUCCUCAUGAUCGCUUGAUUCAUGUUUACCACUUCACAAAAGAUACUUCCCAAAACCAGAUGCAGGUUCAGAACUUUGGAGAACCCUUUUUCUUGAUCAUUCAUGAAGGUGAAACUUUAGCUGAAGUUAAAUUGCGUAUACAGAAGAAAUUGCAGGUCCCAGAUGAGGAGUUUGCAAAGUGGAAGUUUGCAUUUCUGUCAUUGGGUCGUCCUGAAUAUCUUCAAGAUUCUGACAUUGUAUCCAGUCGUUUUCAGAGAAGAGAUGUUUAUGGAGCUUGGGAGCAAUAUCUCGGACUGGAGCACUCUGACAGUGCUCCUAAAAGGGCUUAUGCGGCCAAUCAGAAUCGACAUACAUUUGAGAAGCCGGUAAAAAUCUACAACUAGGUAAAAGUUGGCAAACCUCCGCCAAAGCAUUGGCUGAACCCUAUAGCCUCCAAUGCAUGUGUCGGUGUGAAAACGGGGAAAGAAACAAGAAAGGUCAACAAGAUUCCAAAAGGCUAACAAUUAUUGGAAGCUAUGCAUUGAGGUGGUGUCUGCAGGGUUCAGUAAUCAGUUUUAUUGGUUAUCUACUCUUUAUUUCCAGUGUGGGUGGGGGAGAGACUUCCCUAAUGCGGUGUGUUUCUUCUGGCAUCGGCGGCGACAACCCCCUCGAGUUCGAUUUUCUUUUUCUUUUUUUUCUGAAGCCCCCUUGUGUGCGAGGUCGGUGAUCUUUUAUCAUCAUUUUCAGUGUAAUCUAGAAGUACAUAAGAAGAUUUUGCACUAGGGUUGUAUACAGGGUAUAGCUUGCUGUCAUUGACAUUUUUUUUUGUUUUAAUUAUGUUUUAUACCCUCAUUAGAUGUCUCUAAGUUGAUGCGGGGGUUGUACAGUGGUUUGUUAAUGCCGCUGAUUCUGGCGUUUCAGUUUGUAUUAAAGGAAGUACCGUGUUCUUCAGCUCUCAGAUUGGCUAUACAAGGCCAUUU